AUGGCGGUCGGUCCGGAGCGACGCGGGGCAGCGCGUGCGCCGACGCCUGGGGCCGCUGUCGGGAGGUGGGAGGGGCGGUGUGCAACGGGGGCGGCGCGCGCCGACAUCGAUCGCCGCGGCGGCGACCGGGCGGCGGUGCGCGCCGCGCCGCCAGUCGGACCACGGCGCCGCUCCCCGACGCCACGGCGCCACCGCGCGCCAGGCCCGACGCCCGCUCUGCUGCCGCCGCCGCCGUCGCCGCCGCUGCCGCCGCCGCCGCCGCACAGCGGCGCGUGCGUGCGUGCAGCCUUUAUCGGGCGCGCGGCCGGCCGCCUGCCGCAGCCAGAUAAGGCGCAGUGCGUGCGCGCCACGCGUGGCUGCGUGCCGAUCGAUGCCCGGCGCUGCCGCUCACCUGACGAGCAGGCCAAGCUGGGAGGGAAGCGGAUGGCAAAAGAGUGGGGAGGGGGCGGGGGCGGUGGCGGCGGCGGCGGCGGCGGCGGCAUCGCUGUCGGCUUGACUGCCUCGCGGCACGGCGCUCGCUCGCAAUAUUGA
Schistocerca gregaria is the source of this 531-nucleotide messenger RNA. RefSeq lists its product as uncharacterized. Lineage: Eukaryota; Metazoa; Arthropoda; Insecta; Orthoptera; Acrididae. The transcript has 3 exons. The coding region runs from base 1 to 531 and encodes 176 amino acids. The record is from RefSeq and is a predicted model, not a curated record.